Sorex araneus (European shrew) is the source of this 1286-nucleotide messenger RNA. It is a transcript of the gene MGMT, whose product is annotated as O-6-methylguanine-DNA methyltransferase. The record is from RefSeq and is a predicted model, not a curated record. The coding region runs from base 70 to 705 and encodes 211 amino acids. Gene Ontology annotation, biological process: DNA repair. Gene Ontology annotation, cellular component: nucleus. Gene Ontology annotation, molecular function: methylated-DNA-[protein]-cysteine S-methyltransferase activity. The transcript is spliced from 5 exons. NCBI's taxonomy places the organism in Eukaryota, Metazoa, Chordata, Mammalia, Eulipotyphla, Soricidae.
CCCCGCCCCGCGCCCGGCCGCUGCGCGCGGUGUCCGUUGGCCGGCGGAGCGCCAGGCGCGCGGGCCGCGAUGGACAGGAGCUGCACCCUGAGCUUCCUGACGGUGGACAGUCCGCUGGGCCCCAUCCAGCUCUCGGGCUGCGAGCGGGGCCUGCACGAGAUCCAGCUGCCGCGCCAGGGCCAUCCGGGAGGCGGCCCGGUGGCAGCCCCCGCGCCCCCCAAGGACACGCCGACGCCGCUGGAGCAGUGCGCAGCCUGGCUGCACGCCUACUUCCGCGAGCCCGCAGCUGCGGGGCUGCUGCCCUGCCCGGCCCUCCACCACCCGCUCUUCCUGCAAGGUGCCUUCGCCGGGCGGGUGCUGCGGAAGCUGCAGGCGGCCGUGGGCCCCGGCGAGGUCGUCUCUUACCAGCAGCUGGCCGUCCUGGCGGGCAGCCCCAAGGCUGCACGGGCCGUGGGAAAUGCCAUGAGGAACAACCCUGUGCCCAUCCUGUUUCCCUGUCACCGCGUGGUCUGCAGCAGCGGCGCCGUGGGCCGGUUCUCCGGUGGCUGUGGCGUGAAGGAGUGGCUUCUGGCCCACGAAGGCAGCCUGGCGGAACUGCGGCCUGGGGGCAAGGGGGCCCCCCUCCAGGCGGAACCUGCGGGGACCCGCGGGGGCAUGGCCCACCCCCGCCGCGGAAGCAAGCGUGCGGAGGGAGCAGAUGUUUGAGUGACAUAUAAGGGGAGGGCCGGGGUCCUCGGGGAGGCCGCGCUGCCCCCCCAGCACGCGGGGACCCACCGAGGACCAUCUCGGCCACAGCCCCGGGCGCCUCCCGGCCCUUGGCUUGGGCUGUGGGGGUGGGCAGGCGGCAGGCCGCGGGGGGCAGGAGGUGGUCCUGCACGUACGUGAGCCCCCAGCUGCCAGCAGAGCACCAGGGGGCGCAGGGCCACGUGCUGGGCCACGUGACCGUCUGCCCUCCCCUGGGCCGGCCGGGGUGAGGCUGUCUCUGCUUCAGCCCCCCGAGGUUGCACUGUGUGGGCUCGGACCCUCCCAGCGCAGGACCUGGCCGGGGGCUCAGCCUGCAGUGCUCCCCGCCGAGGCCUGGGUGCCCCCUUCUCUGUCCCGCACACAGUGGCAGCCGUGCCCCGACCAUCUCCAGCCCUGCCCUUUGCUGUAUCUUCUUCCAGAUCCACCAUAUCCCUUGUUUCUCCCCCGGAGACACGGUGGGGAGGGCGCCUGCCUGGCACACGGCCGACCCAGGUUCGAUCCUGCACCGCCACGAGUGAUCCCUGGGCACCACCAGUUGUACC